AUGACGGCGGCGCCACCACCACCAACCGGCCGCGAGCUGUCGAGCCCUCCCUCCGACGGUAUUUCGAACCUCCGUUUCUCGAACAACAGCGACCACCUACUCGUUUCUUCUUGGGACAAGAGUGUUCGACUGUACGACGCGAGUGCCAAUGUGCUGAAGGGAGAGUUUAUGCACGGAGGAGGCGUGCUUGAUUGCUGCUUUCACGACGACUCGUCGGGGUUUAGUGCCUCUGUUGAUCACACUGUUAGAAGGCUUGUAUUCAACUACAAUAGGGAGGAUAUUUUGGGGAGGCACGAUGCUCCUGUUCGUUGCAUUGAGUACUCAUACGCAACCGGCCAAGUUAUCACGGGUAGUUGGGAUAAAACCAUAAAGUGUUGGGACCCUAGAGGUGCAAGCGGCCAAGAUCGAUCUCUUGUGGGCACUUACUCCCAGCCAGAACGUGUUUACUCAAUGUCCCUUGUUGGCACCCGAUUGGUGAUUGCAACUGCUGGAAGACACGUGAAUGUUUAUGACCUUCGAAACAUGUCUCAACCCGAGCAACGAAGGGAGUCUUCUUUGAAGUAUCAGACGAGAUGUGUCCGAUGUUACCCUAACGGGACAGGCUAUGCUCUGAGUAGCGUGGAAGGUAGGGUUGCUAUGGAAUUCUUUGAUCUGUCUGAAGUUGGUCAAUCGAAGAAAUAUGCAUUUAAAUGUCAUAGAAAAACAGAGGCAGGAAGGGAUAUUGUCUACCCUGUGAAUGCCAUUGCAUUCCACCCUAUCUAUGGUACUUUUGCUACGGGAGGUUGUGAUGGCUAUGUGAAUGUGUGGGAUGGAAACAACAAGAAGAGGUUGUACCAAUACGCUAAGUACCCAACAAGCAUUGCAGCUUUGUCGUUUAGCAGGGACGGCAAACUCUUAGCCGUUGCAUCAAGCUAUACAUAUGAAGAGGGUGAAAAACAACAUGAGCCAGAUGCCAUAUUUGUCCGGAGUGUGAACGAAGUUGAGGUAAAGCCGAAGCCGAAAGUGCUUCCGAAUCCUGCUGCAUGA
Molecule: messenger RNA, 1026 nt
Organism: Striga hermonthica
Lineage: Eukaryota; Viridiplantae; Streptophyta; Magnoliopsida; Lamiales; Orobanchaceae
Source: the annotation of a GenBank genome assembly